GGGGUUCAUCCAUUAACCCCACGCACCCCUGCCAAAACCCCCACCAUCCGAUAAACGAUAGUUAACCGCCAGGGCCCUGUCGCGCGACUCGCGCCGGCCCCCGCUGUCGGAGACAGGGCGAGCGGGCUCUCGAAUUUUUUUGCCGGCCCGGGCGGUGACUGACCGAGAAUAAGUCGGACGGACUUCCUUGCUCGACUUCACUACCUACCCAUCCUUCAUUCCACCCCCGUCGGUUCUGCUCGCUGCGUCAAUUCGAGAGUCUCGGUUUUCUUUUUCGGAGUUCCGUUCCGUUUCGACCUUUUUCCAUACACCAUAAAAAAAAACGCACACGAUGUCUCCUCCGAUGGCUGCCGCGCGGGAGAAGGAGUCUAACCUUGCAAGGUUGUUGGGGUCCGGUUCUGCCGGUAUCGCCGAGCUGGCUAUCUUCCAUCCCGUCGAUACUAUUGCGAAGCGCCUCAUGAGCAACGAGGGGAAGGUUGGCAGCAUGUCGAACCUCAACUCGAUCAUCUUCAAGGACAAGGCGGGCGCCUCGUUCGGGAGGAAAUUCGUCUCGCUGUUCCCCGGCCUCGGGUACGCCGCCGGCUACAAGGUGCUGCAGCGCGUGUACAAGUACGGCGGCCAGCCGGUGGCCCGCGACUACCUCACCACCCACUACGGCAAGGACUUUGAGGGCGCGUUCGGCAAGAAGACGGGCAAGGCGAUCAUGCACUCGACUGCGGGAAGUCUCAUCGGCAUUGGUGAGAUCGUUCUCCUGCCGCUCGACGUGCUCAAGAUCAAGCGCCAGACCAACCCGGAGGCCUUCCGUGGCCGUGGCGUCCUGGCGAUCGUCAGGGAUGAGGGGUUCGGCUUGUACAGGGGGUGGGGGUGGACAGCGGCGAGGAACGCCCCUGGAUCGUUCGCGCUCUUCGGUGGUUCGGCUUUCGCCAAGGAAUUCCUUUUCGGGCUGCAGGACUACAACAAGGCGACGUGGUUCCAGAACUUCAUCGCCUCCAUCGCGGGUGCGUCGGCCUCGCUGGUCGUAUCGGCCCCUCUCGACGUCAUCAAGACGCGCAUCCAGAACCGCAACUUCGAGAAUCCCGAGAGCGGCUUCCGUAUCCUGAGCAACAUGGCCAAGAACGAGGGCGCGUCGGCUUUCUUCAAGGGCCUGGUCCCCAAGCUCCUCAUGACCGGCCCCAAGCUCGUCUUCUCCUUCUGGCUGGCGCAGACAUUGAUCCCUGCGUUUGACACGGCCUUCAAGAAGUGAACGAGAAGGACGGAGCUCGGGCGGUAGUGAUAAAAAAAUACGGAGGGGCGAGGGUACGCGAAGGCGGCCCGUGUACAGUAUAUGCACGAUAUCAAGCGUAUGGUCGGAACGGAAUCUUGCUUUUGGCGUUGUGGGAAAACCGACGACGACUCUCAAUGCAGCGACGGCCGGCGGGUGGAUGGAUAGAGCGCUUGUCCGGUUGCUGCUCGGGACGCUUUGUGGCUCGGGCAGACGGGCGCAUUUGCCUUUGAUAUCGGCGGGCGACGAUUUCCUGUCGAUCGGCUUGUUUAUGGGAGGGAGCUAGAUCAUUUUUAGUAGAUAGAGUAUUAUAUCC
Messenger RNA from Chaetomium fimeti, 1577 nucleotides. Its product is annotated as putative mitochondrial carrier protein YHM1/SHM1. The record is from RefSeq and is a predicted model, not a curated record. The transcript has 7 exons. Gene Ontology annotation, cellular component: mitochondrion. The coding region runs from base 332 to 1243 and encodes 303 amino acids. Gene Ontology annotation, molecular function: guanine nucleotide transmembrane transporter activity. NCBI's taxonomy places the organism in Eukaryota, Fungi, Ascomycota, Sordariomycetes, Sordariales, Chaetomiaceae.